GUACCUUGUUCUUCCUGGCUGCAGAACGCUGUGAUGACUGGGGUGUGGACACGAUGAAGCAGAUCCAGAUUUAUGAGGGGGAACCUGCCAAGAUCAAAUGCCCACUUUUUGAGACCUUCUUGAAGUACAAUUACAGCACAGCCCAUUCUGCUGGCUUAACCUUGAUCUGGUACAGGAUCGGGCAGGACCAGGAUCUGGAGGAGCCCAUUAAUUUUCGUCUCCCGGACAAUCACAUCAGUAAGGAGAAAGACACCCUUUGGUUCUGGCCUGCUUUUCUCAAUGACACUGGGAAUUAUACGUGCAUGCUCAGAAAUACAACCUACUGCAGCAAAGUUGCAUUUCCCUUGGAGGUUGUUCCAAAAGACCAACACUCUUGUGUGAGCCAUUCAAUAAAACCCACUGAGGAGAUGUUCUACUUGGAGCACGCCAAUGAGAAGAUCAUAUGUCCAGAUAUUGAUGGGUUUUACCCUGCUAGUGUAACACCAACUGUCAAGUGGUACUUGAACUGCAUCUUGGUGAAUGGCUUCCAUGAGCGAUACCCGCAAGGGCCCACGCUUGUCAUCGGCAUUGUCCGCAGUGCAUAUAAAGGGAAUUACACUUGUGUUGUGACAUUUGAGGACCAUGGAAGAACCUACAACCUUACCAGAGCCAUCAAAAUGAAGGUGGUGGGAUCUCCAAACAAGGCCUUGCCACCACAAUUCAUCUCUCCAAAUGAGAAAGUUGUCUACGAACUGGAAGCAGGAGAUGACCUUGUUCUGUCCUGUGAGGUCUUCUUCACCUUCCUGAAGGACUCCCGCACUGAGGUGUGGUGGACUAUAGAUGGGAAAAACACAGGUGACAUCAUGGACCCCAAGAUAAAAGUCACAGAAAGUGAAAUUACUAGCGAUUUUGAAGACAAAACUGUCAUAAGGACUCUAACAGUUACAAAAGCCACGCCAGAGGACUUGAAACGAAAUUAUACUUGCUAUGCCAGAAAUGCCAAAGGCGAGGGCCACAGCCAGGCCAUAGUGCACAUGAAAGUUGUAGCACCGAAGUACACCGUGGAGCUCGCCUGUGGGCUGGGGGCAACCAUCCUGCUCAUUGUGUUGCUGAUAGUCGUCUAUCACGUUUAUUGGCUUGAAAUGGUCCUCUUCUAUCGAGCUCACUUUGGAACAGAUGAAACCAUUCUAGACGGGAAGGAGUACGAUGUGUACGUGUCUUAUGCACGCAACGCAGAGGAGGAGGAAUUUGUGCUGCUGACGCUGCGGGGAGUCUUGGAGAAUGAGUUUGGGUACAAGCUGUGUAUCUUCGACAGAGACAGCCUCCCUGGGGGAAAUACCACGGAAGCCGUGUUUGACUUCAUCCAGAGGAGCCGCAGGAUGAUCGUGGUCCUGAGUCCUGAUUACUUGACGGAGAAGAGCAUCAGCCUCUUGGAGUUCAAGCUGGGGAUCAUGUGCCAGAACGCCAUCGCCACCAAGCUCAUCGUGGUGGAGUACAGGCCGCUGCAGUGCACACACCCCAGCAUCCUCCAGCUGAAGGAGUCUGUCUCCUUCGUCACCUGGAAGGGCGAGAAGUCCAAGCGCUCUGGCUCCCAGUUCUGGAAGGCGUUGCGGCUGGCUCUGCCGCUGCGCAGCCUGAGCGCCGGCGCCGGCUGGAACGAGAGUUGCUCCUCCCAGUCGGACAUCAGCCUGGACCCUGUCCAGAGGAGAAGGAGCCGGUUGAAAGGGCAGCCCGACCCACAGGGCACCGCGGCAGGGACUCUCAGUCCUGGAGGGACAGCCCUGGCCCCCAAGUCCAAGGCCAAGCACCAUGCCAAGCAUUUCUUGACGUGCCGGUGUUGUGGGACCUAUUGCAAUGGCGGCAACAGACUUAAGCGCAAGCACCGCGCUGUGGCUGAGCCCAAGUGGGACCCUCACCUCUGCAAGCUGGGCUCGGGCAGGCCUGUAGCACAGGGGGUUCAGGGCAGAAGUCGACCCGAGCCCCCGCCAACCCAAGCUCCUGCUCUCGCCCUCUGCCAUUACAGUGACCUGUCAAACAACAACGACUUCUACGUGCUCUAG
This is a messenger RNA of Antrostomus carolinensis (chuck-will's-widow), 2039 nucleotides long. RefSeq names its product interleukin 1 receptor accessory protein (gene IL1RAP). Gene Ontology annotation, biological process: signal transduction. The annotation marks the transcript as partial. Lineage: Eukaryota; Metazoa; Chordata; Aves; Caprimulgiformes; Caprimulgidae. The record is from RefSeq and is a predicted model, not a curated record. Gene Ontology annotation, molecular function: interleukin-1 receptor activity. The transcript has 9 exons.